Ectocarpus sp. CCAP 1310/34 is the source of this 2992-nucleotide messenger RNA. NCBI's taxonomy places the organism in Eukaryota, Phaeophyceae, Ectocarpales, Ectocarpaceae. The record is from the annotation of a GenBank genome assembly.
AAGGCCGGGCCAUGGAUGACGGGAUCAGAUCGAAUGAAAUGACUCCGGAGUUGUGCUACAACCACUGCUCCAGCAACGGCUACGACUUCAUGGGCCUGCAGUACGGACGCGAAUGUUACUGCGGGACCGAAAAGGAGGAGCAACGGCACGUGCAGUACGGAAAGGGCACUUGCGAUUCCCCCUGCCAAGGCGAUGACAGCCUGAUUUGCGGAGGGUUCUGGUCGUUCGAUCUCUACUACAUCGGGGAGACUGAGCCGGCAGCUGGUGACCAGGGCGUCGGUGACUCUUCCGAGAAGAAGAUCUUGCUAGACGUUCACAACGAGGCUAGGUGCGUGCACGGCGCGGAGCCCUUGGCAUGGGACGAAACCAUGGAGGAGACUGCCAGGGGUCACGCAGAGGAGCUCACCUCGCAGGAAAAUUGCGGCUAUUUAUUCCAGAGCGACGUGACAGCGCACGGUUACGGCGAAAACCUGUUCCUGUGCUACGGCGCGGCUGACUGCAUGAUGUACGACGGCGUCCUGGACUCCAUGUACGACUAUGCAGUCGACGACGGUCCGGUAGUCGACUACGACAUUCGUGCUAGGCGCAUGCUGUGGGCGUCCACAGCCAAACUCGGAUGUGCGAUCAGCUCAUGCCUCUACGAGUACAUCGACGUGGAAGUCUUGGUCUGCAACUACGACCCGAUUGGCGACUACGGGGACCCUGCCGCCAUCGAGGAAGAGAUUGGACUCCCCGAACAAUCGGAGGAGGAAUGCCAGCAGGUCGCCCCGCCGGACACGCCUUCGCCCAGGACCACCCCUGCCCCUGCCACCACCACCCCGCCGCCCUCGACUGGGGAAGAGCCUUUCACGACAACAGCUCAACCGCUCCCUGUCACCCUCCCUCCAUCCUUCCCCACCUCCCCUCCCGUCUCCGAGACUGACCCGCCUUCACCUGAACCGGAACCAUCGACCCGUGCUCCUGUAACGCCCGAAUCCACUCUGGCCCCUAUUGAGCCCGAGCCUUCCCCGGCCCCUGUUGAGCCCGAGUCGGAGCCCACUCCAGCCCCUGUUUCGCCCGAGCCCGAGCCCGAGCCCGAGCCCGAGCCUUCGCCGGUCCCGGAGACAGACGAAAGCCCUGGCGUUGGUGCAUGCGACCCGAACCCUUGCAUGAACGGAGGGUCGUGCGAGGUGGACCCCAAUGGUGGGUACACCUGCAGCUGCGGGAGCAGCUACGGAGGGAUGAUGUGCGAGACCGACGUUACAGGCAUGUCUGAGUUCUUCAUCACGGUGGACUUCCUCGGAUCGUGGACUGACGAACGCAAGGGCGUCUUCCAAAGCGCAGCUAACAGGUGGUCGGAGGUCUUGACGCACAUCCCGUGCUCCGGAACCAACGGCAACGGGGGUGCCGCGGGCGAGCUCACCAUCACCUCCACUCUUGAAACUAUCGACGGUGUCUACGGAACCCUGGGCUUCGCCGGGCCUCGCGGCACCUACAGUGACUGCCGUGGCAUCAGCUACUCGGGAGAGAUGACCUUUGACAUCGACGACAUCGCUGAGAUGGAGAGGCAGGGAACCUUCGAAGGUGUCAUCCUCCACGAGAUGGGCCACGUCAUCGGCACUGGUACCCUGUGGGGUGAGUGUUCCGAUUGUGACAGCACCGGCAGCGCGGAAUGGAAGUGCCCCCUGGCUGCCCAGGUGUACAACGACUUCAUGGGAAACCCUGCUGGUUCCCGGGCCGACAUCAUUGAGCUCGAAGGCGGAGCCGGUACAAGCUGCGGACACUUCAGCGAAUCGGCUUUCGAAGAUGAACUUAUGACUGGCUACGUCAAUGCGGGCCAGAUGCCGCUUUCAAAGCUGACGUGCGCAUCUCUGGCCGAUCGAGGCUACGUCGUCCAACCGGCCAAGGCGGACUCGUACACCAUUCCGUCCCGUCGGGACCCCUCCGCCCGCCAGGGCAAGACGAAGACAUACAAGCUUGCGGAGAGCACCGACGACACGACCAUCGACGUUUGCAACGAGGACGGAGAGAUAAUCGACACUGUUCAAGGGAAGAGGAUCCGAUUCUGAUCCGGACGCUUGCAAGAGGAAGCACACUACGCUCCCCGAUGUGCUGCAAUUUCGCUGCUCCGCUAUUGAUGUCGUUCAUGAGCGUCCAGAGAACAUGAUGCUCUUCGCGUGCUGAUGUCGGGGACCGUUAGCAUGCAGUAGUUUUCUGGCAAGAACCCACACAAAUGAUCGCAUGCUGUCCCAUUUGGUUCAUGUUUACCGUGUUUUUUAGCUACGGCACACAUAGACCCUAUAUAACAUGCCAUUGUUUAGAAAGUUGCCCAACCCUGAGGUGAUGUGCCCUACUGUUUACUUUUCGAGGAUUUCAGGCCUUCGUUCAGCUCCUCGUCGAUAUCGUCUGUACUACCUCCGUGACUCUCGCCCAACUUGUGUUGCAUGCAGCUUUUCUGCGAGGUAACCUCUCAAGUGUAGACUAUGCUUUUGAACCAGUAUCAUCCCCUUCUUUUUGAAAGUGUUGUACCUUGUUGAUCCUUUGGGAAAUGACGGAAGGGGUUUGUAAAUAUGAUUGUAUUUUUUUGCACGGGUUGCAGGUGCUCGUGAGGAGAGUAUCCGACACCCACUUGCCGCACGUACUCAAGUGUGUCGUUGUGCGGUGUAAGGUGGAUUGGAUUGUUUCCCGAGGCAAUGAACCGGCAUAAAUGGCUGUGCGGGUCCGGGAAACACAAGGUCGAACUAUCUUGUGUAUUCGCCGGUCUCUUUUCUCAUUUGGAUUCGUAGUUCACUCUGACGAUCGAAGUGUUGCAAAAGGAUCGGACGAGAAAGAAUGUGAGUUGACUCAAUAUAUCGCGCGGAAAGUGAAGGCAGUCGUCCAGCAGCGCAAACUUUUUCAACUUAAUUGUUUGAUGCGUGCGCUGUUGUUUUUGCUAUUUCGGUGAAAUUGAGAAAGCCGGUGUUGCUUGUGGAACCGAGCAUACUGGCCGGAAAGAGUAAGGCAACGCAAUGAU